Molecule: messenger RNA, 483 nt
Organism: Arabis nemorensis
Lineage: Eukaryota; Viridiplantae; Streptophyta; Magnoliopsida; Brassicales; Brassicaceae
Source: the annotation of a GenBank genome assembly
AUGGAUCCAUCGGCAGCGAAGGAGGAUCUGAACCAAGUCAUCAAUUCCAUUCAGAAAACUUUGGGACUCCUUCAUCAGUUACAUCUCACCAUCUCUUCUUUCACUCCCGCUAAUAAGCACCAUCUCCUCAACCGCAUCAAUUCUCUUGUGUCGGAGCUAGAUAGCAUGGCUAAGUUGUCUGAGAAAUGCAACAUUCAAGUCCCCAUGGAGGUUCUCAACUUGAUUGAUGAUGGGAAGAACCCAGACGAGUUUACAAGGGAUGUUCUUAAUAGCUGCGUUGCCAGAAAUCAAGUCACAAAGGGCAAAACUGAUGCUUUUAAGGAUUUGAGGAAACAUAUUCUGGAGGAGCUUGAACAGACUUUUCCUGAUGAAGUUGACAUGUAUAGAGAAAUCCGUGCUACUUCUGCAGCUGAAACAAAACGGUUGGCACAAUCACAAACUGUGUUACCAAAUGGGGAUGCUAAGGUCAAGAGUGAGCUGUAA